AUGGCUGCUAAAUCGUCUCUCCUAGAGGAGAAUCUCUGCUGUCCUGUGUGCUGUGACAUCUUCAAGGAUCCUGUCAUCCUGUCAUGUAGCCACAGCUAUUGUAAUGAAUGCCUACAGGAAUAUUGGAGACAAAGAAAAGUGAAUGAAUGUCCCGUAUGCAGGAAAAGAUUUGGCUCAGGAGCAGCUCACCGUAACCUGGCGCUGAGAAACCUGUGUGAAUCCUUCUUACAGGAGAGAAGUCAGAAAGAGGAGGGGGGAGCUUCAGCAGGGUCUGAGGUGGUCUGCAGUCUGCACGGUGAGAAACUCAAGCUCUUCUGUGUAGAGGAUAAUCAGCCUGCAUGUGUGGUGUGUCAGACUUCUAGAAAACACGCAAACCAUAAGUUCUGUCCCGUGGAUGAGGCUGCACAGAACUACAAGGAGGAACUUACGUCUGUGCUGAAGGUCUUACAGGAGAAGCUGAAGGUCUUUGAUGCAGUGAAACUAACUUGCGAUAAAACAGAACAGCACAUCAGAAGCCAGGCCCAGCACACAGAAAAACAGAUCAUGGAGGAAUUUAAAAUACUUCACCAGUUCUUAAGAGAUGAAAGGGUAGUCAGGAUUGCUGCACUGAAGGAGGAAGAGGAGAGGAAGAGUCGGAUGAUGAAGAGGAACAUUGAAGAGAUGAGCAGAGAGAUAUCAUCCCUUUCAGACACAAUCAGAGACAUAAAGGUGGAGCUGAGAGGGGAAGACAUAGCGUUUAUACAGAAUUACCAGGCUAUAAAGAAAAGAGCUCUGGAGUGCACACCAAUGGAUCCAGAGAGGGUUUCAGGAGCGCUGAUAGAUGUGGCCAAAUACCUGGGCAACCUGCAGUUCAGAGUCUGGGAGAAGAUGCAGGAGAUUAUUCAGUUCACUCCUGUGACUCUAGACCCCAACACUGCUCACCCCCAUCUCAUCCUGUCUGACAACCUGAUUAGUUUGAGACAUAGUACGGAGACACUGCAGCUUCCUGACAACCCAGAGAGAUUUGAUAAGUACCGAUCGGUUCUGGGUUCUGAGGGCUUUAACUCAGGGACACACAGCUGGGACGUUGAGGUUGGGGACAGUAUCUUAUGGUCUGUUGGUGUGGCCACAGAGUCUGACCAGUGGAAGGGGGCCACCGCCUUAAGGAGAGGACACUGGCAUGUAGAAAAUAACAAAGGAGUAUAUAAAGCUCGUUCCUCAUCAGAGCAAAGCGUCCCUCUCUCAAAUAGACUGAGACCCCAGAGGAUCAGAGUGCAGCUGGACUGGGAAAGAGGAAAGCUGUCAUUCUCUGACCCUGUUAAUAACACCCACCUACACACAUUUACACACAAUUUCACCAAGAGAGUCUUUCCCUGCUUUUGUAGUAAACAUCUGAGGAUUUUACCAGAGAAAGUCUCUGUAGUGGUGGAACAGCAUAGUUAG
Coregonus sp. 'balchen' is the source of this 1422-nucleotide messenger RNA. Lineage: Eukaryota; Metazoa; Chordata; Actinopteri; Salmoniformes; Salmonidae. The record is from the annotation of a GenBank genome assembly.